This is a messenger RNA of Liolophura sinensis, 954 nucleotides long. RefSeq names its product clumping factor A-like. The record is from RefSeq and is a predicted model, not a curated record. Bases 1 to 954 code for a protein of 317 amino acids. NCBI's taxonomy places the organism in Eukaryota, Metazoa, Mollusca, Polyplacophora, Chitonida, Chitonidae. The transcript has 3 exons.
AUGAGCAAACCACAAAAGCUUAACAUUGGCUUUAUUUCGACGAGAGCGGCAGCUGCAGCAGUGCUGACUACGGUACCAGAGGCUGCAGCCCUCUUUGUGAGUGACAAAGCGCAGCCGACAGAGCCGGGAUGUCAGUCGAGCAAGCGUGCAGGAAGUACCUAUAUCACGGGACAUGUGGACUAUGGCAAGUGUGCAGGAAGCACCUACAUCACUGGACAUGUGGACUAUGGCAAGUGUGCAGGAAGCACCUACAUCACUGGACAUGUGGACUAUGAUCCCUCGUCAGACCCCUCCUCAGACCUCGCGUCAGGCCCUUCCUCAAAACCCCAUUCAGACCACACGUCAGACCACCCGUCAGACCCCUCCUCAGACCUCUCGUCAAACCAUGCGUCAUACCCCUCGUCAGACCCCACCUCAGACCUCUCGUCAAACAAUGCGUCAUACCCCUCGUCUUACCCCUCGUCAAACCCCACGUCAGACCUCCCGUCAGGCCCUUCCUCAAACCCCUAUUCAGACCCCACGUCAGACCACUCGUCAGACCCCUCCUCAGACAUCUCGUCAAACCAUGCGUCAUACCCCUCGUCAGAUCCCACGUCAGACCUCGCGUCAGGCCCUUCCUCAAAUCCCUACUCAGAUCCCACAUCAGAUCACUCGUCAGACCCCUCGUCAGGCCCCACGUCAGACUCCUCCUCAGACCUCUCCUCAAACCCCUCGUCAGACCACAUGCCAGACAACUCGUCAUACCACACGUCAGACCACACGUCAGACCACUCGUCCUACCACACGUCAGACCACUCGUCAAACCCCACACGUCAGAUCACUCGUCAGCCCACGCGUCAGACGAUCUCGUCAGGCCCCUCCUCACACCACUUCUCACAUCAGUGCCCCAGACGGAAGCUUCCAAAGCAAAAGAUUCGAACUCGUGAAGGUACACGUCUUUUCGCCCCAGUAUGA